Molecule: messenger RNA, 195 nt
Organism: Debaryomyces tyrocola
Lineage: Eukaryota; Fungi; Ascomycota; Pichiomycetes; Serinales; Debaryomycetaceae
Source: the annotation of a GenBank genome assembly
AUGGUAACACCGACGGUUGGCACACAUUUUACCUCGACGACCUCUCCCGCCAAUCAAAGUCCCGUAUUGCUAGUGAAUCGCACUCCGGAUCCAAACGAUAAUUUUAUUGGGCAAAAAAUGGGAUUACCCGGCUCAAAUCCGAUUGUGGACUGUAUGCAGUCGGAAACAAAGUUGCCGGAACCGUUCUUUAGUUAG